Myotis myotis is the source of this 702-nucleotide messenger RNA. It is a transcript of the gene DNAJB8, whose product is annotated as DnaJ heat shock protein family (Hsp40) member B8. The transcript has a single exon. The record is from RefSeq and is a predicted model, not a curated record. Gene Ontology annotation, cellular component: cytosol; endoplasmic reticulum membrane. Lineage: Eukaryota; Metazoa; Chordata; Mammalia; Chiroptera; Vespertilionidae. Gene Ontology annotation, biological process: protein refolding; positive regulation of proteasomal ubiquitin-dependent protein catabolic process. Gene Ontology annotation, molecular function: Hsp70 protein binding; ATPase activator activity. Bases 1 to 702 code for a protein of 233 amino acids.
AUGGUUAACUAUUAUGAAGUGCUGGGGGUACAGUCGAGUGCCACCCCGGAGGACAUCAAGAAGGCCUACCGGAAGCUGGCCUUGCGCUGGCACCCUGACAAGAACCCUGACAACAAGGAAGAGGCUGAGAAGAAGUUCAAGCAGGUGUCCGAGGCCUACGAGGUCCUGUCCGACUCCAAGAAGCGCUCGCUAUACGACCGGGCUGGCUGUGACAGCUGCGGGGCCGGUGGCGGGGCCAGCACCCCUUACAACAGCCCCUUUGACAGCGGCUACACCUUCCGCAACCCCGAGGACAUCUUCCGCGAGUUUUUUGGUGGCCUGGAUCCUUUCUCCUUUGACUUCUGGGUCGCCCCCUUCAACAGUGACCGUGCCAGCCAGGGCCAUGGCCUGAGGGGCGCCUUCUCCAACUGCUUCGGUGAGUUCCCAGCCUUCAUGGAGGCCUUCUCCGCUUUAGACAAUCUGGGCCGCGGGGGAAGCGCUACCCGCACCACCUUCUCAUCCACCUCCUUCGGGAGCUCUGGCUCUGGCAGCUCAGGGUUCAAGUCAGUGAUGUCGUCCACCGAAUUGGUUAAUGGACACAGGGUCACCACCAAGCGCAUUGUGGAGAACGGGCAGGAGCGUGUGGAAGUGCAAGAGGAUGGGCAGCUGAAGUCGUUGACCAUCAACGGCAAGGAGCAGCUUAAACGAGUGGACAGCAAGUAA